Messenger RNA from Phytomonas sp. Hart1, 1116 nucleotides. The record is from the annotation of a GenBank genome assembly. Lineage: Eukaryota; Euglenozoa; Kinetoplastea; Trypanosomatida; Trypanosomatidae.
GUAGGAACAACCUUUAUAUUCUAUAGUAAUUCAUAUUGCUGUACUCUUUCAUAUUUUAAAAGGCGAAAAAAAAAGAUGGCCUCCCGGGCUACUGCACUUUUUCGUUUCCUUCCUUCCUAAUACGAAUACCACAGAGUGGAGUUGUGUGAGUGCUAAUGAAAAUUAGGACACCCCUUCCUUGCCGUGUAAGCUUCUGCACUAAAUGAAAAUAUUCAUUAGGAUUUCACCACUUUGGAAUUUUAUCUACAUAUAUCACAUUUAAAUAUCAGAAACAUAACCUUUUCAGACCCAUGACGUUCUCUAGGAGAAUGAACCACCUUUUGCUAAAGUAAUCUCAUACCUCACCAAAUCGAUUAUGGUAAAUAUCAUAUUUGUCCUUCCCUGCAGCACGCCGCAGUUUCGGAGGCUUUUUGAUGGAUUUUUGAAAGUGAUCUAUACCAUUGUUGGGAUAUUAUAUUAGUGGUAAUGUCGCUUAUUUAAAAGGAUGUCAACCCUGAAUAUUACAAUCUGCUCAUAGGUCGACUCUGAGUGUAUCUUUUUUGAUCUUCAAAUUAAGUUCCCCUUUAUAUUUUGAUGAUUACUCUAUAAAAAGGACAGCACUGUGAAUUUGCAUGAGUGAGGAUGGGCUGUAAAGUCCGCAAUAUUAUAUGGUGAAAGUUGCAUAUAAUUAUUUUACUUAUUCAUAGGGAUAAUAAGAUUGAGAUGUGGUUUAUUGAACUGUUAUUUCUAUUAUUAACGUGAAACUUUAUUAUGAUAUCUCUAAUGUGAACAUUCAGAUUACCCAAACGAUAACUUUUUUUUCGGUCAGUUGACAUAAAUCUUGACGCAAAACCAAACCGUGUAAUAUAAUGUAGUGUGUAAAUUAAGAAAAGUAUGAUACGGAUAAUACUUCCACUGAUUUAUACCAUGUGGUUUCUUUUUUUUUUUUUGAAUAACGUAUUGAUAUCCGUCUUUACCAUUAUUUAUUUUAUAUUAGUCACCCCGAAGAGCAGAGCUUGCCUGGGAGCAAAUUUCUUCCAAAUUGAUUCGUCAGACAAUAGUCUUCAAAGGUGUGCGUUUCUGAUUCUAAGAGGUUUAAAAAAAAAUCGAUUAAGCCGUCGAUACUUUUUCCAUUAA